Messenger RNA from Amorphotheca resinae ATCC 22711, 1801 nucleotides. RefSeq names its product glycoside hydrolase family 27 protein. The transcript is spliced from 6 exons. Gene Ontology annotation, biological process: carbohydrate metabolic process. Bases 287 to 1801 code for a protein of 504 amino acids. Lineage: Eukaryota; Fungi; Ascomycota; Leotiomycetes; Helotiales; Amorphothecaceae. Gene Ontology annotation, molecular function: alpha-galactosidase activity. The record is from RefSeq and is a predicted model, not a curated record.
GGAGCUGUGAGGGGCUUGAUAUCGGGGGAGGAAGCGGGGUUGACGGCUAAAUAAGAAAAAGCAAACUGCAGUGCUGAACUUAAAUCGGACGCUCUAUCACUUCGCGGGGGAAGAUCAACAACGCCUGUUGUUCGGUCCUGGGACAAUAUACCCCGCUACAGAUGGGGUCCCGGGGUUCGUGGAAAGUCAUGCGAAUACCGCUCUACAUAAUGUGGGAUGUCUCCAUGAGUUGAAUUACAGCAGGCUAUUUCCAUAUGAUUUUGGGUUGUUGAAACGGACAGAAAGUAUGGUUAGCAGAAGGACAUCCCUUACUGUCACGGCGGCAUUGCUUGCCUCGACGGCUGGAGCGCUUGAUAAUGGACUAGCUAUUACGCCGCAAAUGGGCUGGGACAACUGGAAUUCCUUUGGCUGUGAAGUCUCCGAGACGCUGCUGCUCCAGACAGCUCAAUUGAUCGUGGACUACGGGCUCAAGGAUUUGGGCUACCACUAUGUGAUCCUGGACGACUGCUGGAGCCUGGGGCGCAAUGCCAGCAACAACAACUCGCUCAUUGCGGAUCCCGCCAAGUUCCCGCGCGGCAUGGCAGCGGUGGCUGAUGACUUGCACGCCCUCGGCUUGGGCUUUGGCAUGUAUUCCGAUGCGGGCAAAUACACCUGUGGUGGGUAUGCUGGGAGUCUGGGAUAUGAAACUGUUGAUGCGAAUACGUUUGCCAGCUGGGGUGUCGAUUACUUGAAAUAUGAUAAUUGCUUUAAUGAGGGUCAGGCUGGGAACCAACUUAUCAGCUAUACGAGAUAUGCGACGAUGUCCAAGGCCCUCAAUGCUACGGGACGUCCGAUUUUAUACUCGCUUUGCAACUGGGGCGAGGAUUACCCAUGGAACUGGGGGAGUACGAUUGCCAAUAGUUGGAGGAUUUCUGGAGAUGUCUAUGAUUCGUGGGAUAGGCCAGACUCAAGAUGUCCAUGCGAUGGGCCAGAUGCAUGGAACUGUGGAUUGCCGGGCUUCCAUUGCUCAGUGACCAACAUCAUGAACAAAGCAUCGUUUAUCACUUCCAAGGCCCAGCCCGGCGCUUGGAAUGACUUAGAUAUGCUGGAAGUUGGGAAUGGAGCUAUGACAGAUGCAGAAUAUGUUGCCCACUUCAGCUUAUGGGCGGCUGUCAAAAGCCCUCUAAUCCUCGGCAAUGACCUCCGGGUCAUCUCCCCUGCCGAUCUUUCAAUCUUGUCCAACGCAGCUGUUAUUGCAGUAAACCAAGAUCCGAGCGGUAGUUCGGCCGCCAGGAGAUGGAUAUAUACAACUGACGAGACCGACGUCAACGGUCGAGCAGCCAUCCAGAUGUGGAGCGGGAAUCUGGAAUCUACCACUGGAGGUGAGCAAAACGACAUGGUGGUGCUCUUGAUCAACGGCAACAACGCCCGCACAGUAAUGAACGCCACCCUCGCCGACAUCUUCAUCGACAACGGGCCAGCCGGCACCGCACCUCAAGUCAAGAUGCCAUGGGAGGUCCGCGAUCUCUGGGCAAACAGGAUGAGCAACGACGAAGCCCAAGCCAUCAUCUCCAGCUCUUCAGCAACCGCAAACACCACCACGGGAUACAAUGCCACCACGGUAGGAGCAGGAGGACGCUACAACGCAACAAGAACGAGCUAUGCGGAAGGCUUGGCGAGGAAAAACUCUCUGCUGCUCGGGAACAUCGAGACUACGGUCCAGCCCUCGGGAACUCUCACCGCGACCGUUGACCCGCACGGCGCUGCGAUGUUCAGAUUACGAGCUGUGUCUACGGGAACGGCGAAGAGGGAUGAAUUGUAA